This is a messenger RNA of Passer montanus (Eurasian tree sparrow), 1199 nucleotides long. RefSeq lists its product as uncharacterized. Bases 11 to 1057 code for a protein of 348 amino acids. The record is from RefSeq and is a predicted model, not a curated record. Lineage: Eukaryota; Metazoa; Chordata; Aves; Passeriformes; Passeridae. The transcript has 3 exons. Gene Ontology annotation, biological process: response to bacterium.
GAGCGGCGGCAUGCGGCGGGCUCGGGGCGCGGCGCUGGCCACGCUGAUGAUCGUGUCUGCGGUCAGAGCCCAAUUGGAGCAGGAGCCAUUCCUGGAGACCGUCGAGGGCAGCAGCAUCAGCAUCAAGUGCUCUCACCCCAAUAUCCAGAGGGGCGAUUUCAUUCACUGGUACCGUCAGCUGCCGGGCAAAGGGCCCGAACUCGUGGUCAUGACUGUGCAAGCGUCCAAGGAGGUGCGAUCCCCUGAAGGGCGCCUGACGGUGUCGGCAGAUCGGCGUCGGAGCGCGCUGUGGCUCGGGCGGCCCCGGCGCGGGGACGCGGCCGUGUAUUACUGCGCGCUGGGGCCACGGGCAGAGGAGCCGGGGCUGCGGCCGGGCACGAACCGCCGCGGGCGGGGCCGGGCGGGGCCAGCAGGGGGCGCUGCCGCUCCCGCUCGGCCCGGGCUGCGGCACCGGGACCGACACCGGCACCGACAAUGGACAUCGGCCCCAGAACCGGCGCCGCCACGGACACAGGCACCGGUAGCGAUACCGGUACUGGCGCCGACAACAGCGCCCACACCGGCACCAGCUCCGGCUUUCAGCCACCGACCGUGCUCAGCCCCUCUCCUCAGCCCGGGCUGCGUCCGGCUUAGCCGCGCUGAUCAUUGGUUUGUUUCUUUUUUCUCCCUGGCAGUGGCUGUGGUCAGAGCCCAAGUGCAGCAGGAGCAGUCACUGGAGACCACCGAGGGCAUCGGCAUCAACAUCACCUGCUCACAUCCCAAUAUAAGGAUGGGCGAAAUGAUCUACUGGUACCGACAGCUCCCGGGCAAAGGGCCCGAAUUCCUUGUGCUGACAGUGAGAGAGACCAAAGAGCUGCCGGACAGUGCGGGCCGUGUGUGGGUGUCGGCAGAUCGGCGUGGGAGCGCGCUGUGGCUCGGGCGGCCCCGGCGCGGGGACGCGGCCGUGUAUUACUGCGCGCUGGGGCCACGGGCAGAGGAGCCGGGGCUGCGGCCGGGCACGAACCGCCGCGGGCGGGGCCGGGCGGGGCCAGCAGGGGGCGCUGCCGCUCCCGCUUGACGCCUCUCGCCGGGGCCGGCACCGAGCCGCGCCUGCAACCCCCGGCAUCCCGACCGGGAGCAACCACGGGCCCGCCACACGGCCUGGCCUGCUGCCAGAGACCCCUCCGGGCACAAGGAUGCUGCCCUGCACGGCGCACAAA